AUGUUUGGAGUUGAAUUGACUACCAAGAACAACAAAGGUCUGUUUGUAGUUAAGAUUGAGGCAACUGCUGAUGCUGGUGCAGUCGCUCAUGAGGGAGCUAAUUGCAACUCUGGUCUGAAAUUUCUGUCAUUGUUUGGAGAAGAAAGCAUGGAGGCCCCCUUGACUAAGAAUUCUACUAAGAAGAAUCUGAAGAUUGAAGUUUCCCGCGUUGAAGUUGAAGAAGUUCUGAACAAGAUGGUUGAUGAUCCUCACAUAAUUGUCAUAUCAGAUGAUGAGGAUGAUGUUGGUGCUUGAUGCAUCUCUUAGCUUAUUAUCUACAUGGAAGAUGCUGGACGUUAGUUGUCCUCUCUUGCUAUAAAAGAUGAAGAUUGUCUUCUAAGACAACUGCCACCAAGGGCUUUCUAUUUUGCUACUAUUAUCAUCUACUACUAUUAGGUCUUUUUGAUGGGUGAAUUGGAACUUGUACACACUCCAAUUUGAUGUUGUGUACUUAGGAAUAUGUAGUUUGCAUUGGAUGUAUCCUGAAAAAUGUUGUUAUGCAACCAUAUAUAUUAAUUAAAUAACUUCCAUGUUUAGAAGUUUCUGUUCA
This is a messenger RNA of Lotus japonicus, 589 nucleotides long. RefSeq lists its product as uncharacterized. The record is from RefSeq and is a predicted model, not a curated record. The transcript has a single exon. NCBI's taxonomy places the organism in Eukaryota, Viridiplantae, Streptophyta, Magnoliopsida, Fabales, Fabaceae. The coding region runs from base 1 to 294 and encodes 97 amino acids.